Tripterygium wilfordii is the source of this 2475-nucleotide messenger RNA. RefSeq lists its product as uncharacterized. Lineage: Eukaryota; Viridiplantae; Streptophyta; Magnoliopsida; Celastrales; Celastraceae. The record is from RefSeq and is a predicted model, not a curated record. The transcript has 5 exons. Gene Ontology annotation, molecular function: zinc ion binding; nucleic acid binding. The coding region runs from base 1 to 2475 and encodes 824 amino acids.
AUGGUUCGAUCCUGUUGUUUUCCUUGUAAGAGGAGUGAUAAGGGUGAGCUUGUGAUGCAGGUUCAGUGGGCAGUAACGGUGACAGGUUAUUCAAGGAAGAAUAGCUGGCUUUGCAUUACUUGGAGAAGAAGGAUUGUGCUAAGCAAGGAAGGCGUAGGACCUGUUAAACAUGUCAAGUUUACGAAAGGAUCUGUUUCCUGCAUUAUGGUACGCGGCAGAGGCGUUGGUCGUGGGGGUCGUGGUGGUAGGCGGUUUCCGGCUGAGGAGGUCUAUGAUCAUAGGGGGACGCACAAGAUGAGUGGGGGGUUACAUGCUGAAGUUUUCAUUGAUUGGCUGAAUGAAAUCGAGCGUAUCUUUGAGUUUAAGGAGGUACCAGAAGAGGCAAAGUUUAAGCUGGUAGCCAUGAAAUUGAAGGGUCGUGCCUCCGCAUGGUGGGAACAAUUGAAAAGAACUCGUGAGAGACAGCGUAAACCAAGAAUUGUUGAUUGGGAAAAGAUGAAGUGUAAACUUAGAGAAAAUUUUCUUCCUCUUGGGUAUGCAGAAUCAUUGUUUCAGAGACUUCAGAAUCUAAAACAAAGCACACGCCAGGUAGAUGACUAUACAGAGGAAUUCUACCAACUAGUGGCAAGGAACGAUAUGAACGAAUCCGACGAGCAAUUAGUUACAAGAUAUAUUGGGGGACUACGAUUAGAAAUACAAGAUGCCUUAAGCCUCUAUACCAUAUGCACAGUUUUUGAGGCUUACCAACGUGCAUUAACAGUGGAGAAACAAUUAAGUCGGACCAUAUCCAGGCAGGCGAGCUGCGGUGUUGAUCAUAAUGCAUCCAACUCAAGGUCAGGGCCCAGCCGCGGUACUGAACAGGCAGUCCCAGUUCCACAAGUCCACCCACAGAAUGCCGCAAGUUUACCUCAAGUUGCAGGUACUGGAUUUAAGUGUUUUAAGUGUGGUGAACCAGGACAUAAGUCUAGUGAUUGUCGUAAAGCUACCAGUUGUGUCGGAAAGAAUUUGUUAGUCGAAGGAGAGUAUGACGAUUCAGAGAAUUAUAAUCUUGAGGGUCCAAUUUUUGAUGAAGAAAAUCUUGAAACUGAAAUUAUUGAUGGUGAUGGUCACGUGAAUUUGGUUAUCAGAAAAAGUCUUCUCAUACCAAAAGAAUCCAAUGGAGAGGACUGGUUACGCACUAACAUCUUUCAGACCACAUGUACUGUGGGUGAAAAGGUGUGCAAACUAAUAAUCGAUUGCGGAAGUUGUGAGAAUGUAGUGUCGGAGGAAGCAACUUCUAAACUCCAGUUACAAACAGUUCAACACCCGAAGCCAUAUAAGCUUUCUUGGUUGAAAAAGGGGACAAAUAUUAUGGUGGAUCGAAAGUGUUUGGUCUCCUUUUCAAUUGGGAAAAAAUAUUUUGAUAAGGCCUGGUGUGAUGUGAUACCCAUGGAUGCUUGUCACCUACUAUUGGGUAGGCCCUGGCAAUAUGAUAGUGGAGCAGUACAUGACGGGAAAAAAAAUACUUAUACCUUGAAAAAUAAGGGUAAAGUGUUUGUCUUGAAACCAAGAAAAGAAAAAGAACAACUCAAUUUGCUAAAUCUAUCAUUAUUUUUAAGAGCUGCCAAAGAGCAAGGUGUGAUUUAUGCUUUAUGGCCUUGUGAGAGAGAGGCCACGGACAGUUCUAAAGUUCCUGCUGAAGUACAAGAAAUAAUUGAUAAAUUCUCAUACUUGAUGCCCAAAGAUCUUCCUCCAGGAUUACCUCCAAUGCACGAUUUUCAACAUCAUAUUGAUUUAAUACCUGGGGCGGUAUUACCAAACAAGCCGACUUAUAGGCUUAGUCCUAAGGAGUAUGAAGAAUUGAGGAGGCAGGUGGAGGAAUUGUUGGACCGUGGAUAUAUACGUGACAGCAUGAGUCCUUGCGCUGUUCUUGCAUUAUUGACAACAAAGAAAGAUGGAUCUUGGCGCUCUCGGGUAUUUUCUAAACUUGAUCUUAGAAGUGGGUAUCAUCAAAUACGCAUUAGACCGGGGGACGAAUGGAAAACUGCUUUCAAAACUCAGGACGGCUUGUAUGAAUGUUUCUUUAUGACUAAUUCAGUCACGUUCUUGGGCUUUAUUGUAUCUGAUCAAGGAGUGUGUGCAGACCCAUCCAAGGUGCAAGCUAUUCUUGAUUGGCCAACCCCAAAUAGUCUUCAUAAUAUUCGAAGUUUUCAUGGCUUGGCCUCCUUUUACAGGAGAUUUGUGCAGAAUUUUAGCACUCUGAUAGCACCAAUAAUUGAGUGCCUAAGAGGAAAGGUGUUUCAAUGGACCGAUGAGGCUGAUCAGAGCUUUCGACUGGUGAAGAGAAAAAUUGCAGCAACUCCAGUAUUAACUCUUCCUAACUUUGAGAAGAUUUUUGAAGUUCAUUGUGAUGCCUCUGGAGUAGGAAUUGGGGGUGUGCUCAAUCAAGAGGGACAUCCUGUUGCUUUUUAUAGUGCUAAGCUCUCUAGUGCUUAG